AUGUCCGCCCCGACCACAAUGAAGGCUGUCGUCAUUCAAGGUCCCGAGCAGGUCGCUGUCCUUGAGCGACCCAUCCCCAAGCCGGGUAAAGGCGAAGUCGUCGUCAAGGUCAACCUUGCUGCUCUUUGCGGGUCCGACUUGCACAUAUAUCGCGGUCACCAGGCGGUACCCAGGUACGACUUUGUCCUUGGUCAUGAAUUCGUGGGGGAGAUUCACGAAGCAGGCGAGGGCAUCAAAAACUGGAAGAGGGGCGACAAGGUGGUCUCGCCCUUCACCAUCUCGUGUGGCGACUGCUUCUUUUGCAACCGCAACCAGACCGGUCGCUGCACUCAAUCGCGCGUUUUUGGCUCGGUCCCUCUUGAUGGUGCUCAGGCAGAGUAUGUGCUUGUGCCGCUCGCUGACACCACUCUCUAUCCUAUUCCUGACGAUGUUCCCGAAGAGAUUAUGCUUCUGACCGCCGACAUCUUUCCGACGGGCUACUUUGUUGCCAAUAACGCCUAUACCAUGCUGAACGAGGCGGAGCGAAAGGACGUCACUGCCGUGGUGAUCGGUUGCGGUCCUGUGGGUCUCUGUGCUAUCACUGCUGCCUGUUCGUUCUUCAAGACGGUGUACGCUGUUGAUUCGGUGCCUGAGCGUCUGGCCGAAGCCAAGAAGCAUGGGGCUAUCCCGCUCCACUUGACCGAUGAUGACCCUGUCAAGACGGUCAAAGAAGCGACAGGUGGCAGAGGCGCAGAUGUCGCACUCGAAGUCGUAGGUGCAGGCCCGGCUCUCGACCUCGCCGUCUCCAUCGUUCGCAACUUUGGCGUCAUCUCGUCGUGCGGCAUUCACACUCACACCGUGACACUACAAGGGCCGGACCUCUACAACAAGAAUCUGCGCUUCCAAUUCGGCCGAUGUCCAGUCCGUGCCGUUUUCGACCCCGCCGUUAAGCUACUCAGCAAGCACCACGAUCUGUUCGCCAGCUUCAUCCAGCACACCAGACCGAUCGAAGACGCUCCAGAGUACUACAAGCUCUUCAACGAUAGGAAGGUGCUCAAGACCGUCUUCAAGAUGAACCAUGCACAGUGA
Mycosarcoma maydis (corn smut) is the source of this 1068-nucleotide messenger RNA. RefSeq lists its product as uncharacterized. Lineage: Eukaryota; Fungi; Basidiomycota; Ustilaginomycetes; Ustilaginales. The transcript has a single exon. Gene Ontology annotation, molecular function: zinc ion binding; oxidoreductase activity. Bases 1 to 1068 code for a protein of 355 amino acids. The record is from RefSeq and is a predicted model, not a curated record.